Messenger RNA from Arachis stenosperma, 312 nucleotides. RefSeq lists its product as uncharacterized. The record is from RefSeq and is a predicted model, not a curated record. The transcript has a single exon. Lineage: Eukaryota; Viridiplantae; Streptophyta; Magnoliopsida; Fabales; Fabaceae. Bases 1 to 312 code for a protein of 103 amino acids.
AUGAGUCUUAGUUGCCUAACAUGUGGUCAAAUUCUUCAAAGGGUUAAUUCUGAGAGAGAUGAUUAUUAUCUUCCUGAAAACAAUGCUUCUUUUAGAAAACCAUCUAGACAGGUUGAAAGAACCUGGUCAGGGAACAUAGCUCCACCACAAAAACUCGGCGGCGCCAUGGCGAAGAUCAAAGCUGAACAUCGUCGCGCCAAUAGCGCGAGCGAUGCUGGGCCGAGGUUGGUGAGGAGCAGCGGAGUGAGAAGAGAUUGGAACUUUGAGGAUUUAAACGAUCAACAACAAGAGAAGCGAAUUAGAAUAUAUUGA